Molecule: messenger RNA, 3122 nt
Organism: Carlito syrichta (Philippine tarsier)
Lineage: Eukaryota; Metazoa; Chordata; Mammalia; Primates; Tarsiidae
Gene: RNF220
Product: ring finger protein 220
Exons: 15
Coding region: 483-2183 (566 amino acids)
Biological process (GO): protein ubiquitination
Molecular function (GO): ubiquitin protein ligase activity; metal ion binding
Source: RefSeq, a predicted model, not a curated record
AGUGCCUGUAUGUGUGUGAGUGUGAGAGAAUGUGUGCGUGCGUGUGUGUGUGCGCGCGCGUGUGUCUCUCUGGGUCCCUGGGAGAGUGGAGGCUCAUUCACUGAUUAGAGCCAGCGCUGAGAGGCAGCACUGCUCCUUCUCUCACGCCAACCGAGUCUCUUGAUCUGUACAUGCAAUCCCAGGCAGCUCGCGAACACAAACCCGGGGCCAGCCGCCUACUGCUGCUGCUGCCGCUGCCGCCGCCGCCGCCGCCGCUGCCUCCGCCGGCUCUGCGCGCCCGGGACUUUUCAUGCACCGCACUCUCCGCCUUCUUCCCUCCGUGUCCUGAAAAGUGCGGCCGUUCUCCCAAGGAAUUUCCACGGCAAGUCUUAGAAGGGAAUGAUUCCCCAGUAAUAUCCCCUGGCCUGAUCCAAGGUGCCACUCAGCCUCCCUCCCAGGGAAGAUUGCUUCUUGUGUAACGCCGGCCACAGAAAGAGACUCCAAUGGACUUACACCGGGCAGCCUUCAAGAUGGAGAACUCUUCCUACCUCCCCAACCCUCUGGCAUCCCCAGCACUGAUGGUCCUGGCGUCCACGGCUGAGGCCAGCCGUGAUGCUUCCAUCCCUUGUCAGCAGCCACGACCCUUUGGUGUACCUGUCUCAGUAGACAAGGACGUGCAUAUUCCAUUCACCAACGGCUCCUACACCUUUGCUUCUAUGUACCAUCGGCAAGGUGGGGUGCCAGGCACUUUUGCCAAUCGUGAUUUCCCCCCUUCUUUACUACACCUCCACCCUCAAUUCGCUCCCCCAAAUCUAGAUUGCACCCCAAUCAGUAUGCUGAAUCACAGUGGUGUGGGGGCUUUCCGGCCCUUUGCCUCCACCGAGGACCGGGAGAGCUAUCAGUCCGCCUUCACGCCGGCCAAGCGACUUAAGAACUGCCAUGACACAGAGUCUCCCCACUUGCGCUUCUCAGAUGCAGAUGGCAAGGAGUAUGACUUUGGGACACAACUGCCAUCUAGCUCCCCAGGUUCACUUAAGGUUGACGACACUGGGAAGAAGAUUUUUGCUGUCUCUGGCCUCAUUUCUGAUCGGGAAGCCUCAUCUAGCCCAGAGGAUCGGAAUGACAGAUGUAAGAAGAAAGCAGCAGCGUUGUUUGACAGCCAGGCCCCAAUCUGCCCCAUCUGCCAGGUCUUGCUGAGGCCCAGUGAGUUGCAGGAGCACAUGGAGCAGGAAUUGGAACAGCUGGCCCAACUGCCCUCAAGCAAGAAUUCCCUUCUGAAGGAUACCAUGGCUCCAGGCACCCCCAAGUCCCUCCUGUUGUCUGCAUCCAUCAAGAGGGAAGGAGAGUCACCAACAGCGUCACCACACUCAUCUGCCACUGACGACCUGCACCAUUCAGACAGAUACCAGACCUUUCUGCGAGUGCGAGCCAACCGGCAGACCCGACUGAAUGCUCGGAUUGGGAAAAUGAAACGGAGGAAGCAAGAUGAAGGGCAGAGGGAAGGCUCCUGCAUGGCUGAGGAUGAUGCCGUGGACAUCGAGCAUGAAAACAGCAACCGCUUUGAGGAGUAUGAGUGGUGUGGGCAGAAGCGGAUACGGGCCACCACUCUCCUGGAAGGUGGCUUCCGAGGAUCUGGCUUCGUCAUGUGCAGCGGCAAAGAGAACCCGGACAGUGAUGCUGACUUGGAUGUGGAUGGGGAUGACACUCUGGAGUAUGGGAAGCCACAAUACACGGAAGCUGACGUCAUCCCCUGCACUGGCGAGGAGCCUGGUGAAGCCAAGGAAAGAGAGGCACUCCGGGGCGCAGUUCUAAAUGGCGGCCCUCCCAGCACACGUAUCACACCCGAGUUUUCUAAAUGGGCCAGUGACGAGAUGCCAUCCACCAGCAAUGGCGAAAGCAGCAAGCAGGAAGCCAUGCAGAAGACCUGCAAGAAUAGUGACAUUGAGAAAAUCACUGAAGAUUCUGCUGUGACCACGUUUGAGGCCCUGAAGGCGCGGGUCAGGGAGCUUGAACGGCAGCUAUCUCGUGGGGACCGUUACAAAUGUCUCAUCUGCAUGGACUCGUACUCGAUGCCCCUAACGUCUAUCCAGUGUUGGCACGUGCACUGCGAGGAGUGCUGGCUGCGGACCCUGGGGGCCAAGAAGCUCUGCCCUCAGUGCAACACGAUCACAGCCCCCGGAGACCUGCGGAGGAUCUACUUGUGAGCUAGCUAUCCCAGGCAGGCCUUGCCUCGAGCAGCCCCACCUGCCCCCAGCCUCUGUGACAGUGACCCUCUCCCCUUGUACAUACUUGCACACAGGUUCCCAGUGUACAUACAUGCACAUACUCACACACACACGCGCACACACACAUACACACACACACAACUCUGGAGCCAGAGUGGAGGCUGAGGCCCAGGCACUACCUGCUGGCUCUUCCCCAUGGUUUGGGGGCCAUGCCUGUUCCAGCCUCUGUUCCCAGGGUGGGGCAGGGAGGUGGGGGUGGGGGGAGUAGCGGGCAAGGCUCCUGAGAUCCAGCCCCAGACUGACAGACGGACCGACAACAUGCAGACACCAGACUGAAGCACAUGUAAUAUAGACCGUGUAUGUUUACAAUGUUGUGUAUAAAUGGGACGAUUCCUUGCCCUCCACCUAUCCCCCCCUUUGGUUGUAUGAUUUUCUUUUUUUAAGAAGCCCUAGAAGCAGUGCCUCCUUGAGGGCUGGCUGGGGGCUCGGCCCAUCCACCUCUUGGGAGGCCUGCCUCUCCCUCUCCCGUGGUGUCCCUUCUCUCUCCCAUGUGCUCGGUGUUCAGUGGUGUAUAUUUCUUCUCCCAGACAUGGGGCACAUGCCCCGAGGGACAUGAUCCUCUCCUUAGUCUUAGCUCAUGGGGCUCUUUAUAAGGAGGGGGUGGGGGGCAGGAAAUGGGGACCGAGCUGAAGCAGAGGCUGAGAUGGAGGCUGGAUGCAGGUGCUCCUGGCUUCCCAGCCUUCUGCUGAGAACCAUCCCUGGGAUUAGAGCUGCUGUUCCCAGGGGAGAAGUGUUGUCUUCCCCAUUCCUCCCGUGGACCCCAUGGUGUGAUGCUGUGUCUGUAUAUUCUAUACAAAGGUACUUGUCCUUUCCCUUUGUAAACUACAUUUGACAUGGAUUAAACCAGUAUCAACACUU